AUGGUGGGCUGGGAGGGGGCAUUCACCAUCACGACCCUGGCCAUGGGGCUGGUGGUCCUUUUCAGGGACUGGGCGGGCCCGGACUUCGUGUUCCUAGGCAUGCUCGCAUGCCUGAUGGCCGCCAAGAUCAUCAACGUGGAGGAGGGCCUGGAGGGCUUCGCCAACGAGGCGCCCCUGACGGUGGCAGUGUUGUUUGUCGUCGCGUCUGGCAUCUCAGAGACAGGGGGUCUCGACCACAUCUUCAGCCGGUUGCUGGGCAAGCCCACGGGGGUGGCGAGGGCGAUGGUCCGGCUGAUGAUUCCUGUCGCCAUCGUGUCUGCGUUCAUGAACAACACGCCGGUUGUGGCCAUCUUAAUACCAAUCGUGAACAGCUGGUGUCAGAAAGCAGACCUGCCACCUGGCCAGAUGUUCAUCCCACUCAGCUUCUCCUCCCUGCUGGGUGGUACCACCACUCUGAUUGGAACUUCCACAAACUUGGUGGUAGCAGGGCAGCAGGAGGAUGCCGGCGAGGGCCGCCCAGGGUUUUUUGAUAUUGGAAAAUAUGGUGUUCCUGUUGCCAUAUGGGGCCUCAUCUACAUGGUUGUAUUUGCCCCUGUGUUGCUGCCUGGCAGAAGCAAGGGACGACAGAAUCCAAACAUCCAGUCAAGCUUCCUUGUUGGACUUCAGGUGCCCACAGGCUCCAGAGCAGCUGGAAAGACCGUCGCUGAUGCCGGACUGCGAGGAUUGGAGGGUCUGUUCUUGGCAUCUGUCAGACGAGGGCCGAUGACCUUGAGCGCUGUCGGACCCGAGUUUGUGGUGGCCGAACAUGACAUCCUUUUCUUUGCUGGUGUGAUGGACAACGUGCAGAGUGUCGCUGAGGAGUACAACCUCAGGCCCAUCACAGAUGAAUACGAUGAGGAGAUUCCUGGUCUGCUGGGCUCUCCAAAACGGUUUGGAAGAUCUCCAAGACACAGUGAGUCUAUUUCCACUGUCGACAGCCAUCUUCAUGAGCCACUGAGGACUCCGCAAGGCCUGCGACCAUCCCCAUCGCUUGAACGCAUCAGUGUGGAGCCAAUGGGGCGACUCCUUGAGGCCACGAUCAAGGAUGAUGCAACUAUCAUUGGGCAAAGCAUUAAAGACAUUGGUUUUCGAAGGCGUUUCAACGCGGCAAUCGUUGCAGUCACACGUGAUGGUACGAAGGUUCCAGGCCGCCUGGGUGACGUCGUGCUGCAAGCUAAGGAUCGCAUCAUCAUGAAUGGCGGCCAGGAAUUUGAUGACACUUCAAAGGAUGUGGAAGACAACCUGGCUGACGUCAAGAGCGCAGGUUCUAAAUCUGACAAGGAGUUUAUGGUCGCCAUGACUGUGUUGAAGGGUGGCCCGCUCGUUGGCAAGACAGUUGAGAAGGCGGGCCUGAGAGGGCUUCCCCAGCUAUUCCUUGUGGAGAUUGAGAGGACCAGUGGACGACGGAUCCCGGCAGUGCCGCCAGAUGAGAAGCUGCAGGAUGAUGACAUCCUGUGGUUUGCUGGAGUGCUUGAAAGCGUGGCUUCACUUCGAAAGAUCCCAGGGCUCGCCCCCUACGGUGACCAGGUUGAGAAGCUGACGCAGAGCCGACUGGACAGGCGGCUGGUCCAGGCCGUCAUCUCGCCGCUGAGCAGCAUGGUCGGAAGCACCAUCCGGCAGAUCCGCUUCAGGACGAGGUACCAUGCGGCCAUCAUAGGCGUCCACCGCCAAGGGCAGAGGCUGAGGCAGAAGAUCGGGGACAUCACGCUGAAGGGUGGCGACGUGUUGCUUCUGGACACGGGCGCUGCAUUCGUGAGGGACAACAAGAACAACAGGAACUUCGCCCUUGUGUCGGAAGUGGAAAACAGCACCCCUCCCAGGUUCGACCGCGUCGUGGUCUCCCUGACCGCCCUGGCCGCCAUGGUCCUCACGCAGCUGGUGGGCAUUGUCUGGCCCUGGUUCGACGUCUCCCUGAUCACCGCCGCGCUGUUCGCGGCCGCCCUCAUGCUGGCCUUCCAGUGCCUCUCCGGCGAGGCGGCGCGUGCCUCCGUCAAGUGGGACGUCGUCACCACCAUCGCGGCGGCCUUCGGCAUCUCCGCGGCCAUGGAGAACAGCGGCAUGGCCAAGGAGAUCGCCGACAGCCUCGUGUCCGGCGGCAAGGCGGUCGGCGGCGACUUCCCCGUGAUGCUGGCCGUCUACCUGGCAACAAUGCUGCUCUCCAACCUGGUGGCCAACAACGCCGUCGCGGCGCUGAUGUUCCCCAUAGCUUCGGACAUCGCGGCGCAGCAGGAGAUCGACCCCGGGCGGAUGUCGGCGCUGCUGAUGAUGGCGGCCUCCGCGGCGUUCAUGUCGCCGUUCGGGUACCAGACGAACCUGAUGGUGUACGCCUCGGGCGGGUACACCAUCAGGGACUUCGUCAAGUUCGGGGCGCCCAUGCAGCUGUGGCAGAUGGCGGCCACCAUGACCGUCUUCAUGCUGGACGAGCAGUGGCACCUGGUGUGGAUGGUAUCCGGCGCUGCGGGGUUCCUCAUCCUCGGGGGCCCCCAGGCCCGGGCGCUGCUGACGUCUCCUGGGCCCCCCCACCGGACCCCCCCCUGGCCUCCUGCGUGGAGCUGUUUGUCCCAGAUGGUCGCGUCCAAGCCUGCCGGGGACGGCCGGGAGCCCCUGCUGGGGCCCGGCGCCGGGUGGCGGACCGAAUCUGCUGGAUCCGGUUCCGACGCGCCCGGCGGCGCGGCGGCGGGGGCGACGAGAGGCGGGGGGGUUUACACGGUGGACGGCGCCAUAGAUGCGAUUGGCGUGGGGCGCUUCCAGGCGGUGAUGUUCGUGCUGGUGGGGAUGGCGUUCAUGGGCGAGGCGGCCAAGCAGACGGUGGUGGCGUUUGUGGGGCCCGUGAUCAAGUGCGAGCUGGGAUUGAGUGAGAAGGAGCAGAGCUUGAUAACAACGCUAAAUUUUGCUGGCAUGAUCUUUGGAUCAUAUGCCUGGGGAACACUGUCAGACUUGGCAGGCCGGAAAUUUGCGUUCUUUGGAGUCUGCUUGGUCGGCGUCCUCUCGAGUCUUCUGGCUGCCUGCAUGCCAGAGCUGACGUUGCUGACCACAUUCCUCACGGGCCUGGGUUUCACAGCGUUCAGCAACAUCUUGGGGGAGACCUUCCUGGUCGAGUACCUUCCUGGCAAUCAUCGUGGCCUGUGGUGUGUGGCUGUGAACAUAUUCUGGGGCAUCGGGAUUUUGCUGACGGCUGUCUGCGCCUGGACAGUCAUGCCAUGGAAGGGCUGGCGUUUUUUCUUGGCCUUCAUCAACAUACCAUACCUGAUCAUUCUCCUACUCUGGCCGCUGAUUCCUGAAUCGGCACAUUUCCUGGUGGUCAUGGGUGAGCCAGCAAAGGCACGGAAAGCUCUGAGUUGGGUGGCAUGGAUGAAUGGGGCUGAGAUGCCAUCGGGGCGGCUGUUGGUGCCCCCACAACACCAUAACAAGUCGAACAAAUACAAUGUACUUCUCAAGAUGAAGGAGAUGCUGCAGGAGGAUGAGAGUAUGGUUUCCAGGCCCCUGUGGGCUACCACUGCUGCGGUGAUGAUGAUAUGGGCAGUUGGGGGUGCCUUGUACUUUUCCCUGGUGCUCAUGACUACCGAGAUCCACACAGUGGGGCCCGACGAACAGAACAACGUGUGCCAAGAUGGUAUCUUCAUAUUUUCGAACAAGGACUACCUCGAUGUGCUCAUCGUUUCCUCCUCAGAGCUGCUGGGCAACUUCAUUCCCAUUUUCUUUGUGGAGUGGGCUGGGAGGAAACGGUCCAUGCUGGCGUUCUUCUGCGUGGCCGCCGCGGGCAUUCUGCCCAUGCUGGCCCUCCCCAUCUCCCGCGCCACCUGGCCCCUCUUCGUGGCCCGCGCCCUGGCGCAGUCCAUCCUGGUCCUCAUCAUCCUGUACACCCCCGAGGCCUACCCCACCGAGAUGCGCAGCUCCGCCACCGGCAUCGGCAACAUGCUCAACAGCCUGGCCAGCCUCGCUGCGCCGGCCAUUGGCCAGGAACUGCUGCACCGGCGGGGGCUGCCGGCGUCAGCGGGGGUGCUGAUCGCGUGCUGCGGCGUGGGCGCGGCGGCGGCGGCCACGCUGCCCAAGGACACGGCCGGCAGGGCGCUGCAGGACGUGAUCGAGGAGGUGGAGGAGGAGUUUGAGCGGCAGCCCGUUUGA
Ostreobium quekettii is the source of this 4164-nucleotide messenger RNA. Lineage: Eukaryota; Viridiplantae; Chlorophyta; Ulvophyceae; Bryopsidales; Ostreobiaceae. The record is from the annotation of a GenBank genome assembly.